ACCAGCCUAAUUUAACCCGAAAUUGAUGAAACCCGAGCUGCCACAUCAAUUAAACUCGCCAUGUCGUCUAACUCAGGCCCAACCCAAACUUUGAACCAGCCCGACCCAUGAACCAACCUAGUCAAACAAAAUAGGGUCUAUCCCAUUUUCCUUUCCAGAUCUGAAAACAAUCUUCUCUCUAGUUCUUCGUUUUUCUUUCGCUCCCUUCGACAACUAGCUCCAGAUGGCACUUCACCCGGUCACCGCAAUAAUCUAUGGGGAAUAAAUGAUUAUUGUUAUGGUGAAGAGGCGGUGAAGCAUGACCAUCGCCUAUAGAGAGACAAAGAGGGAGGUUUGAUGUUCAUAUAGAAGGAAGCUAGGAAAAAGAGAUGGGAGGGCUUCUGUUAUGCUGUAAUGAAUGAGAGGCAGUGGAAAAUUAGGGGGGAGGAGAACCUUGUUGCAAUAGGGAAGGGAAGGGCUUUGGGGCAGGGACCAAAAUGUACUUUCGUAGCCAUUGUUUCUUUCAUUUUUCUCCGGCAGAGGCCCAGAUCUGAUAGCAGCAGAGUCCCUGAAUCAUUGUCCCUCUGUUUUCCCUGUUGGGUGGCCAUAGCUCCUCGAAUCCCUCGAGGUGAGAGGCAGCAAGUGCCAUUUUGCAUGUUUUUAUAUUAGUAUUCAAUUAGCUUCUUUGUAAUCUUUGUUGACAAACAUAGUCUAUUUUGAAUGUUUAAUAUUAAUAUUCAUUUUCUUAUAUAUAGGUAUCUGUAUACUAUGAAAAACAUUUGACCUACCAAAAACAUUGGACAAGCAAAUGCAUAUCCCGGUUCGAUUUGCUUGAAUGGCAAAUGGGCAGGGCCCAAACUGCUCCGCAAUUCGUUUCUUUUCUUUUUGCCUCGAGCCCACGGGCCCGAGUAACUAAGUCUGGAUGUUUGGAACUCAUAUUGGGUCUUUAAACCGGCCCGUUUCAUCACCCAAAAGACAAACGACAUUUCAUUUGUAUAAUUCGCACGUAGCCAUUUUUUUCUUGCUUACUUUCACUGCCAGGCCACGAAAGAGAUUGAGAGAGAUGGGCAGCGGGAUCAUGGAAAGGCAUUCAAACCGACCCAGCUGACGAUCUUCCACCGCCAGGCAAAGAAGAAAACGGUAGGGGAAGAGAAAGCUUCAUGCAUAUGAUUCUCCUAUAUUCUUAGUCUCGCCUAACUGCUCCCCACUUCCUUAUCUUCCAUCAUUCCGAUUGGUUUGUUCGGUUUCCCAAAAGUUUCGUUUUCUUUGUUGCUGCGUCUAAUCAGUAAUCUCUCUUGCUCCGCUGCCGACUGAGAUUUUGUAUUUGCUAUCGUGUUGUUUGUUUUUCCAGAAAUGGUUUUGGUUUAAUUCUUUCUGGGUUGAGAAUGAAAUUCGGUUUAUCCCUCCUUUCUAUCAGUUUCGCUGAGAUUAGCUGAAUGCAAUUGCAGGAUGUAGGAUUGAGGUGUUUUCCGUUGGUUCAGAGCUGAGAACGUGGCAAAUUGAAGAACAUUUGGGGAUCUGCUUUGCUGGGAAGCCCUGCAACUGGGUCAAUUCUAACCCCGUAUCCCCGUUCAAGCUGAAUUAGGUUUGCCCCCACCAGAGGGUCCAAAUGGAAAAAGGCCUCAACUUUCUUAAGCUUUGAUGAAAUGGAUAUCAGAUAGAGAUCCACUUAUGCUGCUUUUGAAUAGGGUAGUACCAAGUUUCUUUCUUUCAAUUCAUUGUUAAGUUUUUUAGUUGAGACGGUAUCAUAUCAAGAUGGAGGAUACCGAGGUCCGGGACUUGAUAAGUGAUCUUCCACAGAGCAUCAUGGAGAGCAUUCUUUCCAGAUUGCCCAUAAGGGAUGCUGUAAGUUCAAGCAUCUUGUCAACCAAGUGGAGGUACCGUUGGACUACUCUUACCCAUCUAGUCUUCGAUGACAACUGUGUUAAAGGCUGCAAUGAUCGGGCGCUGCUCGAGGGCAACCUUAUAAGCUUCAUUACUCGGACGUUGUUUCUCCACCAAGGCCCUAUUCAUAAGUUCCAGCUCAGUACUUCGUAUUUGCAAUGCUGUCCUGAAAUAGAUCAGUGGUUGCUGUUUCUUUCAAGAAGUGGUAUCAAGGAAUUGGUUCUUGAACUAGGAGAUGGAGAAUGGUUCAGAAUACCUUCCUGUCUUUUUAACUGCAAGAAGUUGACCCGUUUAGAGCUAUGUAGAUGUGAAUUCGAGCCACCGCCAAGUUUUAAAGGCUUUCUCUAUUUAAAAAGCCUCAAUCUUUAUCAGGUUCUUGUUGGUCCGGAGGCAAUCGAAAGCCUUAUCUCGAGUUGCCCGGUCUUGGAAAACCUUUCGUUAUCGUAUUUCGAUAGUUUAGCUCUAACUGUUCGUGCUCCAAAUCUCAAGUACUUGUGCUUGGAAGGUGAAUUCACAGAUAUAUGCCUGGAGAAUACUCCACAAUUGCUUGCAAUGUCGGUUGCUAUGUAUAUGACUGAAGACACUGCUGAGCACUUUGAGCAAAGCUCCAGUUGCAACUUCAUGAAGUUUCUUGGUGGUGUUCCUCUUCUCGAGAGGCUUAUUGGUCAUAUCUACUUUACAAAGUAUUUGAGUGUAGGUAAUCGUCCAGGAAAACUCCAAAUAACAUACAGCCACCUCAGAGUUAUUGAACUAUAUCAAGUUAGUUUCGAGGAUAUGAAAGAGAUUCUUGUCGUUCUUCGCUUGAUCACCAAUGCUCCUAGCUUAACCGAACUCAAAAUAUCAGGGUCUUCACAUACAUCAGCUGCUACGGAAGCCCCUGACUUGGCAUUCUGGGCAAAAGAAUGCCCUAAAGAUUGCACUUUUAAACAACUCAAAUGUGUGACGAUGACUGACAUGUCCGGUGUGCCCCAUGAGAUGGAGUUCAUCAAGUUCUUGCUUGCAAAUUCGCCAGUGCUGGAGGAGAUGAGCAUAUCGCCUUGUGUGUAUGUCAUGGACUGCAGAAUGAACAUGUUGAUCGAGUUGCUCAAGUUCCGCCGUGCUUCUGGUCAAGCUGAGAUCUUAUUCGUCCAAGAGUAACAUUCAUUUACAUCAUGUGAACUCUGACUUCAGUGUUCCUUUCCUUUUUAUUCUUUUCAUUCUUGUCGAUAGUUCAUGCAUGCAUGUAGUUGCUCUUACUCUGUACCGACAGAAUAAAUAUGAAAUACCAGUUUCCUUUAAAUUACUGAAUAGCAAAUGACUUAUCAAAAGAAGUUCAUUGCUAGUUUAUUUGUCUUUGGAUACUGGUCAAUUGAGGUGCUCAAUUAUAGAUGUGUCUGCUAUCAAAGUCCUUUGAAAUAUUUUUUCCAUGUGGGAGUUGCCUACAUUUUCGAUAUUUCAUAAUCAAGUCCCUAACAGCCUUCAGUAGUUGUUUGUUAAAGUGGGUCUGCAGUAAGUACACGCCUAAUCAACUUAAACCUAACCU
Molecule: messenger RNA, 3385 nt
Organism: Linum trigynum
Lineage: Eukaryota; Viridiplantae; Streptophyta; Magnoliopsida; Malpighiales; Linaceae
Source: the annotation of a GenBank genome assembly